Messenger RNA from Mycena indigotica, 1815 nucleotides. RefSeq names its product Fungal-trans domain-containing protein. The coding region runs from base 1 to 1815 and encodes 604 amino acids. The transcript has 12 exons. Gene Ontology annotation, biological process: DNA-templated transcription. NCBI's taxonomy places the organism in Eukaryota, Fungi, Basidiomycota, Agaricomycetes, Agaricales, Mycenaceae. The record is from RefSeq and is a predicted model, not a curated record. Gene Ontology annotation, molecular function: zinc ion binding; DNA binding.
AUGACAUCGGCAAUAUGUCACGACGGGUUGGUGGUGUACUGCAUUCGCUCUCUCGUGCACAUCUACUUCCAGCGAGUCAACCCCCUUUUCGGCAUCCUGCACCAAAGCAGAUUCGAAAACGCCCUGCAGGAUGGCGCGCAUUUCAACGACCGACAAUUUGGCGCGCUCGUCCUGGCAGUGUGCUGCGUCGCCAGCCGGUGCUCGGACGACCCUCGUGUGCUCACAGAGGAGGCGGAUGGGGACGAGCAUAGCUGUGGCUGGGGAUGGUACAAGCAAAUUCGCCCGUUGCGAGCCACGUUUUCGCUCGUCCCUUCGUUGGCGCAGCUACAAACCCUUGCCCUCUGUUUGCUCUAUAUGGUGGGCACAUCGAAUCCGGAAGAAGGCUGGCUUGUCGUUGGCAUGGGCAUCCGUUUCUGCCAAGCGGCAGGCGGGCAUCUCCAGGAACUCAGGUCAAAGCUUGGUCCCAUUGAGGCAGAGCUCUACAAGCGCCUCUACUGGCUAUUCGUGGCCUCGGAUGUGUUGAUGGGCAUCAGCAAGGGCCGCCCAAGCAGCGCGCGACUCGUCGACAUGGACCUCGAACUGCCGCUGGCAUGCGAUGAAGCGUACUGGGAGUUGCCCGAUCCUGCGCAACCGCCCGGCACGCCGUCUGUCAAUGCAUAUUUUACAGCCUACUACGAGCUGGUGGUGCUUUACGAACGCAUCCAGCAGGUAGUCUAUCCAGCGAAAGCCGACGUCACAAGUUGUGGGAAUGAAGCCGUGGCAGAAUUAGAUUUAGCUCUUAACGCAUGGGUUGAUCGCAUUCCCCUCCACCUGAAAUGGGAUCCCGAGCAGAAAAACCAGAUAUUCUUAGACCAAUCUGCAUCGCUAUAUGCUUCUUAUUAUCAUGCCCAGAUAAUACUUCAUCGCGCUUUCAUUCCACCGCCAACAUCUGCAGAUACCAUAUCAAAUAGAAAUAGCAACACGACUUUGCCGUCGCUAGCCAUCUGCGCAAACGCUGCGCGCGCGUGUGGGCACAUAUGCGACGUCCAAGCAAAGCGCGGGCGAGGAGUCCUCCCGAGCGUUACUGUCAUGCUUUCGCUCUUUGACGCUGCCGUCGUGCUGCUUGUCAACGUCUGGGCUGUCGUCGAUGCAAGAUCGGUUCGUCCGCACCAUUGGAACGUUAACCCGGAGCCAAAAGGCUCUGACAGCGCCUUGUUGGACACGAACAGUUGUCUCCGUGUUCUGCGACUGUACGAGCGGAGAUACCGUGUUGCGGGGCGGAACUGCGAUGUCCUGGCGGCGCUGAUAAACUACGGACGGAUCACCUUGGAGGCUGCCGCGACACGCUCAGCAGGAGAGAUGUCGCGCAAGCGCCGGCGCAGUCCCGGGACCGAGUGGUCUCCCCCGGACGCCACUGCUCCGUCAAACCUUUCUGUCUCGGACUCUUCGGCUACCUCGGCUGAACAGCAGAUCGAAGCGCUUGUGCAGUCGCUGCAAGAAACAGGCCACCUGUUCGAUGGGGUCCCUAUGCACUCGACUGAGCUGGGCAAUAUGCCGAUCUACUCCUCUUCAUCGAUCUUCGCUCCAAGCACCUCUCCUCAAAUGCAUCAAGAUUUGUCUCUCGCCGCGCUAGACGAGCUUGGCCUGGAGCUUUUACCCACAGACCUUCAGUAUCUCACCCAGCAUACCGGUCAAGAACUUGAACUCACGCUGGAUGUUGAUGCACCUUGGUUCCAUGCUCCCUUGGGACUAAACUACCCUCCGAAUGCAUUCAGUUGGGAUGCAUGGAACGCAUAUUUCAUAGGUGUCGAUGAGUUGAAUCAGGAGUUCUUUUGA